AUGGAUGUGUUCUUCGAGACUCGGAGUGGUUCCACAUUCGAGAUUGAAUUAGGUUAUUGGGAUACAGUGUUGGAGAUCAAACAAAAGAUCGAGAAGUAUCAACGUAUCCCAGUUUCCAAACAAACCCUUUUAUUCCAAGGCAAUGUUCUUCAAGAUCAUCUUGAUAUCGAACAAUGUGUGAUCCUUAACCACUCUCGUAUCCAACUUUCCAUCUCUUCUCCCGACCAAAGCCGUAACAACAUUCAAGUGUUCAAAACCGAGCAAUUCCCACAGUCAAAUUCAACAGAACAGACCAGUAACGGUCAUCAUGAAUCAACAGUGAUGAUCCCAAUGAGCAACAACAACAACAACAACAACCCGAAGAAGCUGAGAGUAAUGGUGUUGCCGAAAUCCGGGACUAGGAAGAUUCCGGUGGACGUGAACGCAGGGGAUAAUGUUGGAGAGCUGAGGAAAGAGUUGGCUAAGAUUCAACAGAGGUUUCAGUUAAGUCUGCCUCAAGAAGGCUAUUUCUUUAUCUAUAAACAGAAUGUAAUGGAUGAAAACAGGUCAUUCCGGUGGCACCGUGUUGAUCAAGGCGACACAAUUGAGAUUUUCAACGGAAGUGUUUCCGGUGGCUCUUAA
Arabidopsis thaliana (thale cress) is the source of this 621-nucleotide messenger RNA. Its product is annotated as Ubiquitin-like superfamily protein. NCBI's taxonomy places the organism in Eukaryota, Viridiplantae, Streptophyta, Magnoliopsida, Brassicales, Brassicaceae. Bases 1 to 621 code for a protein of 206 amino acids. The record is from RefSeq and is marked reviewed. The transcript has a single exon.